Messenger RNA from Felis catus (domestic cat), 2071 nucleotides. Its product is annotated as NKG2-A/NKG2-B type II integral membrane protein-like. The record is from RefSeq and is a predicted model, not a curated record. Lineage: Eukaryota; Metazoa; Chordata; Mammalia; Carnivora; Felidae. Gene Ontology annotation, biological process: stimulatory C-type lectin receptor signaling pathway; positive regulation of natural killer cell mediated cytotoxicity. The transcript has 6 exons. Bases 1056 to 1751 code for a protein of 231 amino acids.
GACCUGAGCAAAAGUUGGUCGCUCGGCCAACCUCUCAACUGACUGAGCCACCUAGGUGCCCAACGAAAUAAUUUCUGAAGCUGAUACUUUGUACUUGGAGAGACAGGAAUAAUUCCAGAGAUCACUGACUGCAUAGCUCCUUGACUGAGGUCUGAAAUUACAUUUAUGUGAGUUUUAGUAUAACUAUACAACUAGAGUUACCCUAACUGCCUUUGAAAUCAUAGAUCUUUCUAGACGUUUGUAACAACUGUGUUCUUCCAUAAAUGAUCUACUCUAUUAUUUAUCAUUUUAUGGUUUCAUAUCUUUGCCAUUAAAUCAGUUGUCACUCUGAUGUUAAGUCCUCUUGUAAAAAAUGCUUUGUUUCUUUUUGUUUUCACUAUUGUUCCUGCUCUGGGCGAUUUUUAGUGUGUCAUGUAACAUUUUGCAACAUAUGAAACAUUUCUUCUUAAAUUUAACAAUUCUGAGAACUCCGCAGAUGUUCAAAAUAAAAUAUCACUUUGAUAGCACUGCAGUCCUUUUUUAGAAACACAAUUUCAAACCACAAAUAAAAGUCAUUUGCAACAGGAAAUUCCUAUAUGUGCUAAAAAAUAUUUUCUCCCAUCUUAGGGGACUUAAUUUUUAACCAGUAAUGGGUUUUAACACUGUCAAAAUUGAUACAACACUUUUUUCCUAAUACAGUAUUUUAAUUACUCUGGUUAUUCUAAUAGUGUUGAAAUAUGUCUGUGGAAUCUGACCUUACGUUAAUGAGGACACUAUUAUUCAUGAAUUCCUUUCUUCUUCACUAAUUUAGUGCUUUACAUGUUUUGCAACCAAUACUAUUCUGCUAUUAUUGUAAAUAAAAAACAUUUAUUCUAUCAUGAAACACUUAUUUCAAUCUCUACACAAGUUAGUACCAGACUUUCUAUUGUUCAACUGCAAAUGAGGAGUCUUCCUCACCCUCCACCCCACCCGGUGUCACUGUACUAGCAAUGUCGUCAGCACAUGACACACACUCUUGAUCAAGACCUUCAGGGCAGUUUCAUCCACAUUGUAGCUGACACUGCUCAGCUGCAGACAUGGACAACCAAGGCGUGACUUAUGCGGAAGUCCAUCAUGCUAAGGGCUCAAAAAGACAGCAAGUGCAACCUAAGGGCACGAAAAGUUCCAUUUCAGUAACUGAGGAGGAGAUAGCCUAUACAGAAUUGAAUCUUCAAAAUGCUUCUCGGGACCUUCAAGGGAAUGGCAAGAACUCUCCCUGCAAAGAGAAGCUCAUAGCCGGUAUCUUGGGAAUCCUCUGCCUCGUCUUGAUGUCCACUGUGGUAACAAUAGCUGUUAUUCCCUCUACUCAAGGACCAGCGCAGAACAAAACAUCCCUGGAAACGACAAUCCAGAAAGCGUGUCUCUGUUGUCAUUGUCUGAAAGAGUGGUUUACGUAUUCCAACAAUUGCUAUUACAUUAGCACUGAGGGAAAAUUAUGGAAGGAGAGUUUGACGUCCUGUGCUUCUAAGAAUUCUAACCUGCUCUACUAUGAUGAUGAAGAGGACAAGUUUUUGUUGAAUUUACUCCGCGCUAGUACAUGGAUUAGAGGCUCCCAGAGAAGCCAUCAUAGUUCAUCUGUGCAGCCAAAAGACUUAACAUUUUCUUCCGAAGUGUUGUCAGUAUCUUCAGAGAUUGACAAGAAUUGUCCAUAUAUUGAUUUUCACACAAAAAAAAUUUAUUUUGCACCGUGCUCAUUAAGAAGACGAUAUGUUUGUAAGCACCAGGCAUUUUAGUUACCUCAUUUUGGUAUAAUGCUGUUUCACCAUUGAUAAGGAAUCCAUCACUCAUUACUUCAACGGCCAUACAAUUGUUUUCGUUGCACAUUAGAAGAUAAUGUUUUUUAGUGUAAUUUUAGAUUCACAACAAAACUAAGAGGAAGUUCCAGAGAACCCUCUAUUGCCCCUGUCUGCACACGUGCAUGGGGUUUUCCAUUAUCACCAUCAUCACUAGAACGUUUCAUUUGUUAUCAAGGAUGAAUCCGUAUCAAUGCAUAUAUAUCACCCAAAGUCCAACAGUACCUGAGGCUUCAUUCUUUGUGGUAUACAACUGUUUC